Musca domestica (house fly) is the source of this 2108-nucleotide messenger RNA. Its product is annotated as testis-expressed protein 10. The transcript has 2 exons. NCBI's taxonomy places the organism in Eukaryota, Metazoa, Arthropoda, Insecta, Diptera, Muscidae. The record is from RefSeq and is a predicted model, not a curated record. Gene Ontology annotation, cellular component: MLL1 complex; nucleus. Bases 75 to 2042 code for a protein of 655 amino acids.
CACGAGCACGCACGUUGGUAGAUUUCCAACGUCUUCCCUUGUUUAAUUCUUCUUUGUAAAAUCUUCCAAAAAAUAUGGGUGGAACACAUAAAAAGAAGUUACGUGCUGAAAAAGCCAAAGUUAAACUAAAAGGCGCCAAAUUGCCCAAAGGGUUAAAUGUCACCAAAACCGAAUUCAAAGUGCGAAAAAUCACCAUUAGAGAACAACUGAAAGAAGCCCAGUUUGUGGAUGGCAUAAAACAGGUGAAUCUUAAAGAAUGUCUCUCCAAGCUGAAACAUCACAGUUCCAAUUUUCGCAGUGAAGCAUUAAAGAAUCUACGGGAUGCCAUUGCCCUGGGUCAUUCUGGAAUUAUGGGAAGUUUGAAUGAACUCAUUCAGGGAAUAUCUGCCGUAUGUUUAGAUCAAGAUCGUGAUGCUCGGCGCGAGGCAUGUAAGACCUUCGGGGCCCUAUUGGCAUUUUUGCCCAAGGAUGCUGUAGCACCAUUUUUCCACAUAAUUUCGUCUUAUCUACGUUGUGCCAUGACCCAUAUCCAGCCGAAUAUACAAGAAGAUUCCUUACUGCUGUUAGAUGUUUUGUUGCACCACAUACCCACUUUGGUGGCAAGUCAUAGUGCUAAAAUUCUUCAUAAUUUUUUGGAAAUGAUUUCACGAGUUCGAGCUGAAGGCGAUAAGGCCGGAAGAAUGUUGACCGUGAAUAUGGGACAGAAACAAACAACCAUAAAAUGGCGUUCCAAGGUGUUGUUGCGUUUGCAGCAAAUGCUCGAGACACUGGCCGAAUAUAAACUUCAGCAGAGGCAAGAAGGGAUUUUAAGUGGUAGCAACACAAGUGACGGUUUGAUAACGCACAGCACUAAAACAGCACAAUAUUAUGGAAUUAAACGUCGCUUUGCGGCCAAUCAAUAUUGUGAUUUAUCCCACAUAUUCAAUCGCUCUGUGGGUAGUUCAGCCACCUCAAACGAUGAUGCAGCUGUGGAUGAAUUUGAACAAUUACGUUCCUAUGUGGAUCAUUUAAUGCCAUUGUUGUUGGAAUCAUGGCUAGAAGUACGACCCCAACAAACCACAUCAUGUAGUGUAGAGACCUUAUUGACCCUUGAUGCUAGCCUAACUCUGAAAAUUGUUUUGGAAAUCAUUGAAAAUCUGUGGUCCCUCAUUGAAAUCUAUGAAGAACAAGUAAACAACAAUGAUUUAAGUUUGUGGUUCAAAGAUCAGUAUGCCGAUGUAUUUGCGGCAAAUUUCUUGCAAAGUUCCUAUCCUUAUCAGCAAUUCAAUGUAGAUGAAGAUAAUACUAAUUCAAAAAAGAAACCGAAAAAAUCACCUACCAGCCUGUCACCCUAUUGUCUGCAACAAAACAUUACAAUUGGCUUUCUGAUGUGCCGCUUUUAUGCCAAUGCCUUGGGACAGGAAUCAUCAAGAUUUAAUGCAGUUCUAAACUAUUUGAGUAGCAUACUGGACUCCUCCAUGAGUAACAAGGGUUCGCAAGAUUAUUUACCAUCGUUGGUAAAAGCAAUACGUGCCUUGCUUUUGCAGAGUGGCCAGCAUCUGUGUCACCUACAUAAGGAAUCAACCACCAAACUCCUACGCAGCUGCAUUAAAGCAUUUUUGGAAAAUAGGUUUGGUGAAAUUUCAUCAAAAAUCCUAAUCAUACUUUGUGAAAUUGUCCAAAGUCAUGAGCUAUGCAAUGUCUAUGGAGCUGAGGAAUUUUCCGAAUUUUUGAAAUUCCUACCCAAUUUGCUUUUAAGGCCAACUGUUAAUUUGGCCUGUUUGGUGGCAAUGAGUAAAUUGGGCAAACAACAAAAUCAAGUAUUUCUUGAUGCGCUAAGGAAUAUCCUGCCUAAAGUGGUCGAACAUUUGCAAAAUAUUCAAGUGACAGGUGCACCCAAUGUUCUGGAAGGCAAAAAACAUAUAAUGAAUUUGUUCUACUGGACUCAUCCACAAGACCGCGUUAAUGCCUCGGAAUUGACAAAAAUAAUUGACACUGCUGAAUCAAGUAUAACAGAUAAACGUAUCUCUGGAUAUUGUAAAUAUAUAUUAACGUUAGCUUAAUAUUUCUAUUUCUAUUUUAUAUUUUAUUUUCUAUAAAAGAAUAGAACUUAUUUCUAAAACAACAAA